Messenger RNA from Alexandromys fortis (reed vole), 7871 nucleotides. RefSeq names its product zinc finger protein 14. The record is from RefSeq and is a predicted model, not a curated record. The transcript is spliced from 6 exons. Gene Ontology annotation, biological process: regulation of DNA-templated transcription. Lineage: Eukaryota; Metazoa; Chordata; Mammalia; Rodentia; Cricetidae. The coding region runs from base 989 to 2575 and encodes 528 amino acids.
GAGAGGGGGCGGCGCGGAUUUGGCUUUCCGUUAGUUUGAGAGACUUGGCGUCGGUGACGCUGAGUGGACACCGGGUGCCCCGCCGUGUCCUCCGUCCUCCCGCUGCAGGGCUCAGAGGCCCAGCAUGGCUCCGAGUUACGUGUGCGAGCCCCAGAGUGAAGGCCCCCCGAACAAAAAACGACACAGCCGCAAUGGCAGAGCGGCUUUGUCCGCGCGCCCCUAAGGCUGCCCGGGGUGGCCGUCGCCUCUCAGGCUUGCCCCUCCGGUGGCGAGAAGUUUCUCUGUCCGCGGCUUUCCGUUUCCAGCAGGCUGUGUGUGUGGAAGUGGUGGGGGGGAGUGACUGGUCGCGGGGGUGUGUCCCGAGGCCGCGUCGCCCAGCACCUUCGUCCUUCAUCCAGAUCUUGUUCCUCUUCUGGAGGCGAGGGAGUCAAAUGGAUGGAGGAAACGUUGCGUUACGUAGAAACUCAACAUUCCUGUUAUAUAUGUGGAAAAAAAAAUUAGCCAAGUUACUUUCUCUUUCCUAUGAAUUGUAAUCCUUAUCUUUCCGAGCGGAGACAUUUACUACUCUUUACUGUGAAAGAGUAAAAAUCAGCUUGGCCUGAAAAGAAGGGGCAGUUCGGUGUUAAUUAGUCCAGGGAGAAGGGACGGAUUCAUGCAGUUAAUAGAAACCAUCACUCAUAGGUUAUGCCUCUGUUGUUAAAUUCAGGCCCAUCCCUUCUUUGUGAGGUUACAGGGUUCUUUUUAAAUUUAUACUUCUCCUAUUUAUAUUUAUGUGAGUACAGGUGCCGGUGGCAGCCAGAAGAAGGUGUCCUGUUCCCAGGAACUGGAGUUACAGAUGUUUGUGAGCCUCCCAUGUGUGUGCUGGGAAUUGAACUUGGAUCUUCUGCAAGAGCAGCCACUGCUCCUAACCGUUGAGCCAUGUCUCCAGCCCCACAGUUUUCCGUAGAGAAACAGCGAAGAGCCGACCAGCUCCUGCAGUUCUAACACUAUGGCCCUGGCCCAGGGUUCAGUGACCUUCAGGGAUGUGGCUGUGGACUUCUCACUGGAGGAGUGGGAAUUCCUGGACUCUGCUCAGAAGAGCCUGUACCGGGACGUGAUGUGGGAGAACUACAGCAACUUCCUCUCUCUGGGACCUUCCAUGUCUAAGAGACUGGAUGAAGACGGGAAGGAGCCUGAGGUAGCUGUGAAAGAAGGGAGAAGACAUUGUCCCGAUUUGGUGUCCAGAUUCCAGACCAAGACUUCCUCUGCAGACAAGGAUAUCUAUGGACUAUAUUCAUUACAGUGGGAGUUGAUGGAGAAAAUUAAAAGCUACAGCCUCCAAGGUUCUGGUCCUAGAGAUGAUUGGGAAUAUGAAAGCAGGGCUGAGCGACAAAAGGAACCACAGGAAGGUUAUCUGGGGCAGUUGAAAAUGACCUCUGAGAAAGGCACGCACAGAAAGCACCGUUUCCUUACCGAGUGCCAGCAGGUUCAGAGUGGAGAAAAGUUCUAUGAAUGUAAAGAGUGCAGGAAGACCUUUAUCCGCCGCUCAACGCUUAGUCAGCACUUAAGAAUCCACACUGGUGAGAAACCGUACAAAUGCAAGGAGUGUGGGCAGCCCUUCAGACAGCGUGCACACCUUAUCCGACACCACAAACUGCACACCGGUGAGAAGCCCCAUGAGUGCAGGGAGUGUGGGAAGGCCUUCACAGUGCUCCAAGAACUCACUCAGCAUCAGCGGCUCCAUACGGGGGAGAAGCCGUAUGAGUGCAGGGAGUGUGGAAAGGCCUUCCGGGUGCAUCAGCAGCUGGCUCGGCAUCAGAGGAUUCACACUGGGGAGAAGCCCUACGAGUGCAAGGACUGUGGCAAGACCUUCAGACAGUGCACACACCUCACCCGGCACCAGCGACUGCACACUUCCGAGAAGCUGUAUGAGUGUAAGGAGUGUGGGAAAGCCUUCGUGUGCGGCCCAGACCUUCGCGUCCAUCAGAAGAUCCACUUCGGCGAGAAGCCCUAUGCCUGUAAGGACUGUGGCAAGUCCUUCAGGAUAUGCCAACAGCUAACUGUCCAUCAGAGCAUCCACACUGGGGAGAAACCCUAUGAAUGUAAGGAAUGCGGGAAGGCCUUCAGGUUGAGGCAACAGCUUGUUCGCCAUCAGAGAAUCCACACCCGUGAGAAGCCCUACGAAUGUCUAGAGUGUUGGAAGACCUUCAGUAGUUAUUCCCAGCUGAUCUCACACCACAGCAUUCAUGUGGGCGAGAGACCCUACGAGUGCCAAGAGUGUGGGAAAGCCUUCCGACUGUACUCGCAGCUCACUCAGCACCAGAGCAUCCACACGGGCGAGAAGCCCUACGAGUGCAAGGAGUGUCGGAAGCCUUUCCGGCUGCUCUCCCAGCUCACUCAGCACCAGAGCAUCCACACGGGCGAGAAGCCCCACGCGUGCAGGGAGUGUGGGAAGGCCUUCCGGCUCCACUCAUUCCUCUCUCAGCACCAGCGCAUCCACAGCGGAGAGAAGCCCUACAAAUGUAAGGGGUGUGGGAAGGCCUUCAGACAGCACUCGCACCUCACCCAGCAUCAGAAGAUCCACAGUGCAACUUAAAACCUCAGUUCUGUGUUAGGUUGCAAAAUAUCAGGAAACCCAUUUUUGAGAAUAAUUUGUUUCAUGCUUACAAGUAAGCAUAAGAAAGACGGUGGUGCUUUAAAAACCCUCCAUUCUCACCUGUUACCUAUCUUCAGGAAAUUCCUAUGAAAGAAUAAUCUGAUGAAUGUAGGAAAGUCUUUAGCCUUAUCUGCCUCCAUCUCCUUCUGGCUACACUCUUCCCACUGUGAUUCUGGACAGGACACUAAAUAUCAAUGCCUUGUUUCCUGCACUGUUGGAAUGGUGAUGAUAGUACCUAUAUGUGCUAUUUAUUGGUAUGUAACAAAUUACUAGAAAUCAGUAGUUUAAAUAAUAUACAUUUAGUAUCUAAAGAUUUCUAUAGUUCAAGAGUCCAGGAAAGCCUUAGUUGGGUCUUUGAAGUUGCAACUGAGGCUGGCUUUCAUCUGAAGGCUUAACUAGAGAAGUACCCAUAUCGAAGGUAACAGGUUAGACACCUGAGGCACCUGAAUUCUUUGAGAGCGGAUACAUUGAAAUCCUCAGUUUCUGGAUGGCCAUUGGCAGAAAGAUGAGUGAGGUUCCUGGCCACCUUGACCAUCCCAGUGUGGCUGUUGGUUUGUUGGAUUUUUUUUUUUUAAAUUUUAGGUGGGGUUUCUUUGUACAUCCCUGACUAUCCUGGAAGUUACUCUGUAGACUAGGCUGGCCUUGAACUCACAGAAAUUCACCUGCUUCUGCCUCCAAGUGCUGGGAUAAAAGGCGUAGCUGCUGUUUUAAUGAGAUCGUAGAAUCCAAGAAAGGUGGUUGCUAGCAGGAUGGAAGUCAGCUACAAGACUGAAGUUAUUAUCUGUGUCACCUAGUCAUAAACAUCCCACCAUUCACCACCUUCUGCUGGCUAAAAUAAGUUCUCACGCUUAAGAUUGCAUGAAGCUGACGAUUACAAGACAGGGACCAGUGACGGAAGUUUAGAGCUGUACUGCAUAAAAGAAUUGAUAAGAAUGAAGUGGCUAAGACUUGACAGAGAGCAGUCAUGGUAGCAUGCAUCCCUUAAGUGAUGUCCAUGAUUGUUGGCAGUAUUGUCAGUCAUAUAAAAGGAAGAUGAUCCGAUGGAAGUAAUAAAUGUAAAAAUGCUGCUUCUUUUUACAUCUCUGCAUUUACAAACCUCAGAGUAACCUCUUCGAGGUAAGAUCUAGGAGGUUAUAGUAAUUGGGAGGUUUUUGUCACUUCAUGACUGAAUUUCAUGAAUGUGGGUUGUUAAAACUUAACCGUUAAAGAAUCAGAGAGUGACUUCUUCAAAUUAAACAAAAAAGCAGAUCAUUUCGAAUCCCCUCUCUGACAAGAUUCAGGAUGAGCCACACAAUCUCAAGGAUAGCAUCAAAGACAGCUAGCCACCUGGGGAUUUGGCUUUUAUGUGUACACAUAUGUAAAGGCUGGGGCUGGGGAAGGGCUUGGUAGUUGAAGUGCAUGCUGUGUGAGCAUGAAGACCCAAGUUUGGAUCCCAGAACCCAUGUUAAAUGCCAGGUAGAUGGAGGGGCUCACCUGUGGUUCCGGCCUCUGGAGACAGAACCUGGAUGUCCUAAGCAAGUUGGCUAGUAAGACAUAUUGGGCAUAUUGCUGAGCUCUGGGUUGGAAUGAGAGACCCUACCCCAGUGUUUAGAGUGGAAGAGUGGUCAAAGAUGGCUCCUCAGAUAACCUAGGACCUCCACAUGCACCUGUGUGCAUGUUCACUACACACACGAGCCCACACACAUGCAAAUGCAUACCUCAUUCACACAAAUAUUAAAAAGAUUGACAAUCAGUAUACCUCUUGUUACUCAGGUUGCUGCAUUUUCAACCUGUGUUUCACGCUGGACAUCGUGACAUGACUCUGCUAGGACUUUGGUCAUUAUCGCGUUGAUGACUGCACAGUCCAGUCAGCAGUCGAUGAUGGCAGGACACCAACUCGUUGUUUAGUUAGAAAUGUAUUUAUUCAUUGAGACAGAGUCUUACCAUGUAGACCAGGCUGGCCCAGAACUCACAGAGAUCUGUCUGCCUCUGCCCCCAAGUGCUGGGAUGAAGGCGUGCGCCACCAUGCCUGGCUAACAUCAUCUUACAUUAGCAGAGGAAAGCAACAUGAACAUUGGUUUUUCUUUUCCAUGUGAACCACUUUUCGGUGUCAACAAGUGUUCAUCAAAUUCAGGUUUUUUUUUUCCCCCUAAGCAGAUUUCACCAGUAAAUGCAGAAAAACAGAGAUAGAAUGGGGGGGGGUGUCACCACUUUCUAGACUCUAGGGGAAUAGUGGGUUCAGAAAACGAACUUUAGUGAAUACUGGAUUUUUGUUGUUGUUGCUUUUGUUUGUUUUUUUUGAGACAGGUUUUUCAAUGUAGCCUUGACUGUCUUGGAGCUGCUCUGUAGACCAAGCUGGCCUUGAACUCACAGAGAUCUACCUGCUUCUGCCUCCCGAGUGCUGGGGCUAAAGGCGUGCACCAUCACCUCCUGGCUGAACACUAGAAUUUUUAUGUGAAAGAUUGUGUGACCACUUCUGGUCCCUUCAUUGACUUUGACCUCAAUAAAACUGUGACUCUCGGACAUUAGCCACCUCCUGAUAGGGUGCAGCAGGCCUGCCAAGGUGACCCAGCAGCUCACCUGCUGUAGGAGCCCGUUCCUACAGUCAGCUAAGGUACCUGGAAUGGGGGUCCUUAAGGCCAAAGGAUGUCAGAUGAAAGAAACUGAGACAUAAGAUACAGGAUAGAAUCUGGAGGUCUGUUUGGCAGUUGGUUGGUUAAACAAGCCUCCAAACAGCCAAGAAUUUAUUUUAAAACUUGCUUAUAUGCCAAGGCAGAACUAAGCACAGCACAGACAGUAUCCAACCACAAGACCAUUCCUGCCCUUGAGUGAGCAGCCUCCUACCUAACCUGCACUUGCUGCUCGGAAGCAGCCUCACUUUCUACCUUGGUGUUCCUGAGGCUUGUGGUCAGCAGAUAAGAACACUAGAUAGAGUGUUCUUAUGGGCAAAAUGGUCUUCUUCUUGGGCCAAAUCAGAAGUCUCUCACAACCUUCAAGGAUAUUGGAAAAAGAAGAGCAGACAAGCUUGAACUCAAAUGACUUAUAAAUCAGAAUGAACUCUGGAUGGAAACUGAGUCUCAUGGGCUCCCUCAAGUUUUCAAAUUCUUUAAAAUCAAGAGCUCCAGGAAUGGAUGGGCAGAGCAGAUUCAGCACAAGGAAGCAUCCAUUUUGACCAAAGUGAUAAAAUUCUCAGAACAACUCACCGGAACUCUCCAGCUUUGUGUGGCAUGAAGAAAAGGGGAGGCCAUGAAAACAAAGCUGAGGACACACAUUCAGGAAAAGUCUUUUGUAUAGAUCACAUUUGGGACCUUCAAAGAUAAAGGGACGUCCAAGGUCAGAGAACUGCCUGUUUUGUGUGUGUAUAAACUGGAAACUUUACAGAAUAAGAAGAGAACAGCAGGAGAAAAAGAUGCUGAUGCAGAAAAGUACAUUGUGGAGAGUUCAUUUCGCCCUCAGCUCUAAGUCCCAUGCUUGCUGUGAGUCUUCCUCUGGACAAGGGGGACACUGAGGCUGAUCUCAGAGCUCCCUGAUAUAUAACUAUAUUCAGUUUUGUUUUGUCUUUCCCCCCUCCCCGGAAGUUCUUCCAAAUCAUUUUCAUUGGGAGCCUCAGUAUGGUUUUAGUAAUUUUGGGAAGACGUGUAUUUCCUUUGUGUCUGCCAUGGGACCGGCACAUUUGGACUUUGUUUUGCUUUUCCUUUUUUUUCUAGAAAUUCAAGGGUUUUUUUUUUUUUUAUUUAAUCCAGCGUAGUGUACAAUAUUCAGGACAGGACUUAGUCAAGGGGCUGAAGGGUUGUUUCCUUUGUGGGGCUGAUGUUUAGGGCUAGUCCUAGUGUGCCUCCUGCUUGGUCUGUAGCUAGUGCUGAGGCUGUGCAACUCCCCGGGCCUAGACACCAUCCUCUGGACUACUCAGGCUUCCUCUCUGGACCUGCAACUUCACUGCGAUUUCUGCAACUCCCUGUAUGCCUUUAGUCAUAAACAGUCACUUUUUACUGGGACUCCACUGCUUUUGGCAGAUGCAACCUAGAUCCUUCAGCUGGCACAUACCAGGGCAGCAGACAUUUUCCUCUUGAGGUGACCAGUGUUUAGACUCUUCAUCAAUGGAACUGAGUUAGUGCGGCACUUCCCGACUUAUGCCAUAGUACAUCAGGCCUAUAGCUUUUAUACUUUCUUCCUAAGUUAAGCAUGGCUCCUGAGUUUUGCUAAAUGCUCUUUAAAUGAAAAAUCUUUAUUAAAUCCUUCAGUACUUAAAAUAUAUAGAUGUUAUCUGCUUCUGUUGUUCUCUCAGUGACCAUAAUACAUAAAAAUGGGAAAAAAGCAGACCCAGCAAGAAUUAGGUCUGUCCUUGUCACUCCCACACACUGUCCAUGUUAGAGCAGGAGGUUACUCAGAAGUCUAAAAGGCUAUGCGUCACCCAUGUGUACACUUGAGUUUGAUCUUGCAGACCCAGUGUUCUUUCCUCUGCAGGCCCAGGACACAUAGCUCCGUGAAGGAAAAGCAAGACUCCAUUAUAUUUUUCUGAAAUGAUUUAUUUUAUAUAAUUUCAACCAAAACUAAGCAAACAAAAAUCCAUGCUUAAAAAAUACUGGGCCAUCCUUACACACGCUACUGAGCCUCUCGAUUUUUAGGAAAGAAGACUUAAGGCAAUAAAAUACAGAAAACUACUUGGCAUAAAAGAUAAUCCAGAAACAAAACCAGUAAAACAGCAUACAAAAGCUAUUUAAAAUAAGGGCGAGGAAACUACACCUACAGGCACAAUCCACCAGCUGCCGUUCUGUGAAGGUUUGAUUGACACAGUAUAUCCAGUUUGGCCAGAAAGGUAACUGACAUCUUUGGAGAGUGACAUUAUUUUGCUUGGGGCUGUGCUGUGCAUCACAAGACACCGAGAAGAUCUCUGGCCUCUGCCCACGAGACACAAGCAGCAAUCAUCUUUAAAGUGACAAACAAAACGCCUGUGGACACUGGCAGAUAGAUGUCUACUGGGGAUGCGGCAGAAGCGGCCGAGAACCGCUGGCUCAAACGGGAUGCGUUUCCCUGCUGCAAAGGGUGCGUGGAAACAGGCUCCCAAAGCCUGAAAUACUGCCUGGCCCUUCAUAAAACAACAUUUGGUAACUAUUAUUCUAAUAGAAACAAGGGCAAACGACAUAUGCUAGACUAAGACAAUAAACUGCUAAUGUGGUAAUAGGAUCUAGCCACGUUUCUACAAAAAACAAAACAAACCCAACUCCAGUUUUUUUUUUUUUGUUUGUUUGUUUGUUUU